AUGGCCGUCGACUAUCGCCAUGGCCUCUCUAUCUUCGCCCUCCUCGUCUACAUCCCCACCCUUUUCAUCGCCCUGUGGAUGGCAUUUCACCAUGGCUUCACCAGGAGCGCGGGCUGGAUCUUCUUCGCCAUCUUCUCCCUCAUCCAAGUGAUCGGAUCAUGCUGCUACCUCGCGACAAUCAGCAACCCAAUCUCCGAGAACCUCUACAUCACCUGGGCCGUGUGCAGCUCCAUCGCGCUCUCGCCCAUGAUCCAAGCCUGUAUCAGCAUUCUAUCUAGAGUCAACGACUCCAUCAAACGCACAGCCAGCCACUCUAUCCACCCUUUUAUCUUCAAAGCAACAGGAACCAUCACCCUCAUUGCUAUCAUACUCAGCAUCGUCGGCACCACCCAAACCACCGAUUUCAUGCACAACAUGUCCAACUCCAAGACUAAAGCCAGUCUGGUCCUGUUCCUGGUUGCGUGGUUGGGGCUUGGUAUCCUGCUUCUUCUCGUUGGCGCACGUUUCUCCAGCAUUGAGGCCGGUGAACACCGUCUGUUGUUUGCUGUUAGCGUCUCGAUGCCGCUUAUUCUGAUCCGCCUUGUGUAUUCCUAUUUGUCUGUUUUUGGACAGAGGAGGGAUUUUAACAUGUUCACCGGGAAUGUGACUAUUAUGCUGGUGAUGGUUGUGUUGGAGCAGAUUGGAGUUGUGGUGGUGUGUUUGGGGUUUGGGUUGACGCUGGACAGAAAGGAGGAUGUUGUUACAACAUCGUAUCGAGCGUCAUAA
Aspergillus chevalieri is the source of this 765-nucleotide messenger RNA. RefSeq lists its product as uncharacterized. The record is from RefSeq and is a predicted model, not a curated record. The transcript is spliced from 2 exons. Bases 1 to 765 code for a protein of 254 amino acids. Lineage: Eukaryota; Fungi; Ascomycota; Eurotiomycetes; Eurotiales; Aspergillaceae.